This is a messenger RNA of Salvelinus namaycush (lake trout), 438 nucleotides long. It is a transcript of the gene c5hxorf65, whose product is annotated as chromosome 5 CXorf65 homolog. The transcript is spliced from 5 exons. The record is from RefSeq and is a predicted model, not a curated record. The coding region runs from base 1 to 438 and encodes 145 amino acids. Lineage: Eukaryota; Metazoa; Chordata; Actinopteri; Salmoniformes; Salmonidae.
AUGUUCAUCUGUAUUAAACAUGGAGACAAUGAGCAGUUUCUGGCCAACACCAACUGCCCCGUGGUUCUCCUGCUGCAGUACAUGAGAGCUAAGAUGGGCCUGCCGGAGACAGAGCUGGUGGAUCUGUGUGAUGACCGUGGGGCUCUGAAGCUUCUCUUUCUGUCCCAGCAGCCUCAGGAGUGUGCCAGCCGACUACUUCCUCCCCGCUGCUCCCUCACAUUCUGCAUUGUUAAUCAGACCCUGCAGACUCAGACUGACAGCCUGGAGAGGGCUCGUCUCAGACAGCUCCGCUCUCAGGAGGACCGCAGAGCCACGGAGGCGCCCUCUCAGACCCAACCCACACAAACCGCUAAGGGCCGGGGCCGUACAGUACAUAUGGACACCCCUGAUGAUGAACCCUCCAAUCACCGGACUGGAGGCAGGAGGAGCAAGAACUGA